AUGGAGUCGUCACUGCCGCCGCCGCCGCCGCCGCAUUCGCCGCCCGAGUCAGUGGCAGCGAGCGCUGAGGAUUUGAUGCCGCAAUCGAUGGAGGAGCGCGUGUUCCACUUGUCGCAGGAACUCACGCAGACGGACCCGUCCGCGCCUGCGCUCUCGGACGACGAGAUUAUCACGAAGCUCAACGUGAUUGCUGAGACGCUCGAGGAGGUGGAAACGACUUUUCGCAAGGAGCGGUCGUCGCCGUAUCGUCGCGACGGCCACUUGAUUGGCAACCUAUUGCAGGAGCUUGCGCAAAACGAAGAUUUUUAUCCAAUGCUUGAAGAGAAAUUGUCGGAUCUAAGUGGAAGCCGCGUGAAAGCAGCGACAUGUCGACUGCUACUGGCCACUGUGCCAGUGAAUAGCCGAGCAAUUGUGCGCAUGUUGGACGUUGACGACGAGAUGCUGGACCGCGUGUGUGGGUUUGCUACGGACGCCGAUCCGGCAUUGCGAUGUUAUGCUACUGGGCUCUUAUCCGUAGGACUGCGGGACCGCUCGAUUGCAGACACGGUUGUGAAUACGGACACACCCGUCAAGUUAUUGAAGCGAGCGCGCAUGUAUGCGUCUAAGUUGGAGAAAGAGAGGCAGCAAGCAGUCAAGUAUAUUCAGGACCAUCUAUGUUUACUUGCAACAUCCCGCCACAAGAAAGUAGCCACUAGUGGCGGAAGUGGGUCCGCUAAGGCGCUCGUGGCGCAGCGGUCGCUGAAACGCAAACACUUGGAAAGCAUCAACAGCCGCGCCUCGAAUUACGGGAACGACUGCACGGAAAAUGCAGAUACUGCUUCGGACAUCGAUGCUGACGAAGACGAGCCGGCAGCCGCUGUUCCAAGCCAGCCGUCGUUACCGGUGUCAAGCCAUGACGAAGAUGCUCUGGGAAGUUUCGGCGAAGAUGGUAUAGGCGGCGUGCCAAAUCUCGACCACCAUGAAGAAGACUUCAAGCGCCUUGUGAUGCUGGAGCUGCUGUACACGUUGGACUGUAUAGGCUCGAUGGGUGAGUACUUGGAGAUGUUUGCUCCCGCGCUGAAAGAAGACAUUGUCGGAACGAUUAUUACAUUUUUGCACAGCAAGAAUCCUGCGGUGAUAUCGCACACGAUGACGCUGACGUCUCAUUUCCUCGCACACAAGAAGUUCUCCCUUACUCUGGUUGAAACUGGAGGAGUAAAUCUCCUGUUUUCUGUAUAUAAACUGCAACAAGCAGCUGGUCAAGUGGGUCUAUUGGACCGCAGCCUGUCGAUGUGUUUACAUGGAUUCGCCUCUUCGUCGGCUGUUAUUGAACGGCUUGUUGUGGCGAACUCGGAGAAUAUGUUGUCAGCGGCAUUCAUGUUGCUUUCUAGCCCAAACGACCGUGCUAGACAGAACGCUGUGGUAUUCUUUGGUCUCACCAUGGGCUUUAGGGUUAUACUUGACUACUUUGAAAAGCAUAAUGGUUUGUAUACUGUGCUGAACAUCAUUCGUGUCGGCAAGCAUCCGAAAUCUUCGGCACAGAGACAACUUGCGCAAGACGCAUGUUUGUGCUUGCGUCAAUAUGUGCGCAUGCAUAUGGCAUUGGCGGCUCAUCGACUGAGGAAGAAGCUGGCCCAACUGAAUCAUCCGUCCAACCGACCUUCGAACGCAGCGCCUGCACUAACGGCGGCAACUGUAGCGUCACGUAUCCCAGCACGGGUUCCAAAAAUGACGUGGUCGAAAGCGAUUGAUCUGGAUGACAAAAGCCAUGAAGUCAACAUGAUAUUCUAUGAGAAGUAUCGCUUCAGUGCCUCUAGUGGCAACUCCAACAACUCGUGGUCGGCUGCGACUGGCCCGGGCGGUGGAAUGUGGCCUCCUGCUGCCAAGUUGAGUCAUUUGCGGGGCAUACUUGUGCUCCUAGAGGUUGUAGCUAUGAUGUGCUCCGUACUGCAAAGCACCAAUCCGGAUGCAAAUUCUUCUACUAUCCGAAUUUGGACUGCAGAGCGCGCACAGUUUUGUUUGGAUUCUCUUCGAGUGCUGACACACGUGGUUCCAUCGUUAUCCAAUGAAGUGUGCUCGACAGAAGUUCUGAUCGACGAAGGGGGUAGCUCGUCGAAGCAGUUGGGUAUAACUAUUCUGCUGGACAUCGUGAUGAGCAACAACCCGAGAGACUCUGAGCUGGUACGCACCGCACUGCAAGUGUUUUGCAACUGCGUAUCUCCUCCUCAUCAAGAAGACUGUUGGCAGCAUCCUUACAAAGAUAUCCGGCAGUACACUCUGACAGCUCGGAGCAUGCGAACACAGAAGGACGAAAAGUUGCAGCAUGUGAGCUCAGAGACAGCCGACGGGGGAUCGGGUACAGUUGCACCUGACAGCUGUAUGAAUUGCUGUCCGAAGGCUAGAGACGAUAAAAUGCUAAGGCCCGUGCGAAAGCUGGCUCGUGAGCGAAAUGCGAUCAAAGUAUGCGUGUACUUACUUCGCUACAAGCGCUCCGUGCAAAACGCUGAUGUCAUUCGCUUGCUGGCAACUCGUGCUUUGCUGGGGCUUUCUCGUGACCGCCAUAUUUCCCAGAUUAUCGAAAAGAUGCAAGUUGGACAGUUGCUGUCCGACAUGAUUCGAAGUGAUCCAGUUCUGGAGGAAAACGCUGACAUUCACGUACGCUUUCGAGAAUCUGCUUUGGAUUUAAUUUCUCACGUCACGCAUCGAGCGUCUAGUGUGGUAAUAAAUGAGGCAACGGAUCCGACGGUAAAAAAGAUCGAAAAGGCAAGCAUAGUUGCGCAUACCAAAAUCUCGUACGACGAGAACGAGCUAUUGCGGUUGAUUCACGAUCAUCUACUUACGAAAGGAUUGCACCACGCUGCAUCAUCACUUGUCAAUGAAGCGAACUUCUUUGCUGAGAGGGCGCGUAAAGUCUUUUCUGCUUCAGAUUUACGGCUUUCUCGGACGAAUGAAGUCAUAGCUGAAGUAGAUAGGUCUCUUACGAGUUCGAAGGGGUCACCACCACUUGGAAAGCAGGUAGUUGUUGACCACGCACUUCCAUCUGACAUUCCUGCUCGAAGCGAAAGUGGGUAUGUGAGUGGUGGCGAUACACCACGACCCCAGAAAUUGCAGCGUGUGUCAUCUCUGAAGUCAAUUGUGCCCGAGGCCGAGAACAUGUAUGUUGCAGAUGUGGCGCAAGGGCCUCUAAACGCAGUUAACUCUGAUGGUGGACAGGUGAAGUCCUCCACUUCAUCCACCUUGUAUAGACAACGAAUGCGGCAGGCAUUUUACAAACCGCAUCUUUUUCAAGACACGUUUCUGGAGCGAUCGACAAGAUCUCCACGGGUCGUAGUCGAGGCAGUCUGCUCCGAUGCUUCGCAAAAACUGCCGACGAGUGCGCAUCGGAAUCCGGACAGCAAUGUUAUUCAUACAUCUGCAACAAGCAAGCUGGAUGAAAUAAUCACGCAUUACCUAAGAGAGCAACACCGCCAAUGUGCUAACCCUGUUACGACUGUGCCGCCGUUCAAGCUCUUGGGCAAAGGAGCGCAACACCGCUGCCCGGAUCCGGCUACAACCGCACUAUCAAAGCUAAGCGUUUGUUCUCGGCUACUACGGCGUAGUCGAACAGGGUAUCGUGUGGGGUAUUCGGCCUUCUCAUCGUACAAUGUUGAUGCUGGAAUUGACCGUUACGUGUUCAGCCGCUACCGGCCAUACCGUGCCGUAGGGACACACAUUGGGGCGUUUGCUUGGGGUGGAGCAAGCGUUGCUCGAUUUUACGGUCAGGAUCAGCAAGAUAUGUUGAUUGGCAAUCAUGACGGUGAGCUACGUCGAUUCAGCAUCGAGUCUGAUGCAGUUGUGGAAGAAUGGACCUGCCAUUCACCAUCCAGUGCUAUCGUUGAUCUGGCAACAAAUGAAUCGACGUCCAUGGGUGCUCAAAGCCGAUUGCUGCUUACGGGGGCUGUGGCUCUGUCGGAGCUUGCUGUAAACGAAGUUGCACUCUGGGAUGCAAACGACCAGAGCGCGCUCGUUGAGCGGUGGCGUUUCAAGGGUGGGCUUCGCCCCCAAUUUAGUCAUUACGGAGAUCGCGUCGUUGCGCUUGAUGCUAGCUCUAAUGAUGAAGAUAUUGGACAGGGAGGGCCAGGCUUUGCCGUCAAUGGUGCCGUCGUUCUGGACAUUGCGACAGGAAGCGUGUUGUGCGACCUGAAGGAUGAAAUGCGCUCGAAUAAUUAUGGUGCAGAGACCAAUUGUUGCUUCUCGCCAUGCGACAGCACGAUCCUCACGGAUGGUAUGCUUUGGGAUGCUCGCGUUCCAACACGUGCGCUGUACAAGUUUGACAAGCUGUCCAACGUCGGUUGCGGCUUUUUCCAUUCGAACGGCAAUGAAGCGAUCGUGAACUCGGCUGUGUGGGAUCUUCGCACGUAUCGGCUGUUACGAAUGGUGCCUGCAUUCGACAAGUGUAGCAUCAAGUUUAAUUCUUCUGGCAGUGUGUUGUUUGCGUAUUAUCCGUACGCAGGGGGCAAUUACUUGGAACGCAGGAAAUCAAAGCUAAAGUCGUGGUUCCGCGUUUUGGAUGCACGUGACUAUAGAGAUAUUGCGACCGUUGAUCUGGGUCGCCCCAUCUUCGACAUUAGUCUGAACGCUAAUAGCACAAUGCUGUCUGUUGUGGAAGGGCGGUUCUUGAAGGCCGGGGAUGUGGACGAUAAUGAUUCCAUCUGCCGUCUCUAUGAUAUUGGACGAAAGCGUCCUACCGAAGACGACUCAGACGUAGAAGACGGCGAGGGCGACUCGGACACAUUGGACGAUGAUGAGUACGACGACGAGAGUUCUCGUGACGAAGACGAUGAAUUUGACGAGGAUGAUGAUGACAUGGAAGAAGAGGACGAGGAGACAUCGGAUUCGAACUUGGAGGAAGGCGGCAGCUCUGAGGAAGACGAUGAAGGAGACCAGAGCGAUGAACUUGUUGCUGCGCACAUUCUUGCAAUCGACGACGAAGAUGGCAAUGGGUCGAUUUUGUCCACUCAUGACCUCGGGUACUUGCUUGACCUUCCUGAUGCGACCUACUACGAUGUCCAUGGACAAUACUCGAGCGACGAAGACGACGCUGAAGAAGACGAGUAG
Molecule: messenger RNA, 5076 nt
Organism: Hyaloperonospora brassicae
Lineage: Eukaryota; Oomycota; Peronosporomycetes; Peronosporales; Peronosporaceae
Source: the annotation of a GenBank genome assembly